CACACCUAUCCACAGCCCUCACAUUCGAGCAGAAGGAAAAAACUAGUUCCAGAAUACCAGGCAGCCGACCAACCUCCCAACCAAUCUCUAAAAGCUGACUCCAGUGCAACCUAAGAUCCAGUCAGUCGCAGGACGUUCGUGGGAGAGGAUGGAGGCACGCUCAGGCAAAAAGACACAGGUGCUGGUGUGGCUGUUGGCGCUGUUGCUCUCCGUGGAGGCGACCGCCAAGGGGGGAGGGGGAAAAGGGAAAGGGAUAGGAAUAGGGGGCGGAGGCUUCGGGGGCCACGUGAUCGCCCCGCCCAUCGCGCCACGCAUACCCCCGCCAAAGAUCCAUGUCAACCCCGUCCCCGUGCCCGUGAAGCCCUGCUACCCCGUCACUAAGCAGAUUACCGACUUCAAGCAGCUGGAUAAUUAUGUGACCUUCUACAAGACCCAGGUGCAGCCCGUCGUCGUGACCACCACUCUCUACCGCACCAGCUACGUCACGCAGGAUGUCCAAGCCACCAGCCUCCUCAUUACUACCGUUCGCACCACAGAGUUCCAAACCGAAAAUUCGGUGGCUAUCAUAACGGACUACAAGACCGUCACCACUGUCCAGAAGGUGCCGGUCCUCACCACCGUCACCAGCAUUGACUUCACGCUGCAGCCUCACGUCAUCACCAUCCCCAAGAUCGUGUCGGAGGCCGUGCCGCAGUACUUCACCGACACGGCGGUGGUGACGCACACGGUGUAUAACCAGCCGCGCAUCACCGUCACCAAGGAGUUCCCGUAUCCCUACGACUCUGUCCAGUACAAGCAGGUGACGGAGACCCGGUACGUGACGGAGACGGUCCAAGGCUACCACGGGCCGAGAGUGACAUCCACUGUACUGAGGACGCAGAUCAGCUACUCACCAGUCUACAUCUCCGUCACCCUCACGGACACUGUGCUCUACACCACCACUGUGCUGCAGCCGGUCCGGCAAACAGUGACGGCUACAUGCGGCGGCGGAGGGAGCGGACUGACUGUCAAUUCUUAUGAUAAUCCUUAUGACUAGGAAAAACUCUUACUGUAGAGGUUAGGGUAGCGCAGCAGUAGAGGUCGCAAACACCUGAUUUUGAUGAUCAGGAGGUAAUUCUCGGCCAUUGCACUACUGAGAGGGAGUCCUCUUCUUUAAUCCUAAGGUCGGAAAGCUUUUCCUCCAUCAGGAUGUACAUAUCUUUUCCUUCAUCUUCAUCACACUGAACUCAUUACCCCGUUACCCCACCUCACAACCACGCUAGUCCCCUUGCCGUUAGCUUCCUUUAGUUGAUUUUGGCCCGCCUCUCAGCCCUUCUCUUCACUGGACUCAAGUGACACACAGGGGUCGUCCUUCAGGAGUGGAAUUAUUGUUUCCCCAAACUCACCUUCCUGAUUAACCUAUUUCAGAAUAUCGAUCCCCCCCCCUCCCCUCCGUCCUCUCUCUCUCUCUCUCUCUCUCUCUCUCUCUCUCUCUUCAUAUUUUGAUGUACAAAUAAUAAACACUGUCAAUAAUUUGUUUGUUAUAUUAUAGUUAACAUGUGACAUUCAUGUCAAUUAUUUUUUAAUUAAACUAAUAUAUUUGAAAUAAAAUAUAUGUUUUAA
This is a messenger RNA of Eriocheir sinensis (Chinese mitten crab), 1602 nucleotides long. RefSeq lists its product as uncharacterized. Bases 149 to 1036 code for a protein of 295 amino acids. NCBI's taxonomy places the organism in Eukaryota, Metazoa, Arthropoda, Malacostraca, Decapoda, Varunidae. The record is from RefSeq and is a predicted model, not a curated record. The transcript has 4 exons.